AUGGCGACCCCCAGCAACCUGGGGUCCUCCGUCCUGGCGAGCAAGACCAAGACCAAGAAGAAGCACUUCGUCGCGCAGAAAGUGAAGCUCUUUCGGGCCAGCGAUCCGCUGCUCAGCGUCCUGAUGUGGGGGGUAAACCACUCGAUCAAUGAACUGAGCCAUGUUCAAAUCCCUGUUAUGUUGAUGCCAGAUGACUUCAAGGCCUAUUCGAAGAUAAAGGUGGACAAUCACCUUUUUAACAAAGAAAACAUGCCGAGCCACUUCAAGUUUAAGGAAUACUGCCCCAUGGUUUUCCGUAACCUGCGGGAGAGGUUUGGAAUCGAUGAUCAGGAUUUCCAGAAUUCCCUGACCCGGAGUGCACCUCUUCCCAAUGACUCCCAGGCCCGCAGUGGAGCGCGAUUCCACACGUCCUAUGACAAGAGGUAUAUCAUCAAGACCAUCACGAGUGAAGAUGUGGCCGAAAUGCACAACAUCCUGAAGAAAUACCACCAGUAUAUAGUGGAAUGUCAUGGGAUCACCCUUCUUCCCCAAUUCCUGGGCAUGUACCGGCUUAAUGUGGAUGGAGUUGAAAUAUAUGUGAUUGUUACAAGAAAUGUGUUCAGCCACCGUUUAUCUGUAUAUAGGAAAUAUGACUUAAAGGGCUCUACAGUGGCCAGGGAAGCAAGUGACAAAGAAAAGGCCAAAGAACUGCCAACUCUAAAGGAUAAUGAUUUCAUUAAUGAGGGUCAAAAGAUUUAUAUUGAUGACAACAACAAAAAGGUAUUCCUGGAAAAGCUGAAGAAGGAUGUAGAGUUUCUUGCCCAGUUGAAGCUCAUGGACUACAGCCUGCUGGUGGGAAUCCACGACGUGGAGAGAGCUGAGCAGGAGGAGGUGGAGUGUGAGGAGGAUGGGGAGGAGGAGGGGGAAAGCGACGGCGCCCACCCUGUGGGGACCCCUCCCGACAGCCCCGGGAACACGCUCAACAGCUCGCCGCCCCUGGCUCCAGGCGAGUUUGAUCCAAACAUUGAUGUCUAUGGAAUUAAAUGCCAUGAAAAUUCGCCUCGGAAGGAGGUGUACUUUAUGGCAAUUAUUGACAUUCUGACUCAUUAUGAUGCGAAAAAGAAAGCUGCCCACGCUGCAAAAACUGUUAAACACGGCGCUGGUGCAGAGAUCUCCACCGUGAACCCAGAACAGUAUUCCAAGCGCUUUUUGGACUUUAUUGGCCACAUCUUGACGUAA
Molecule: messenger RNA, 1218 nt
Organism: Rangifer tarandus platyrhynchus (Svalbard reindeer)
Lineage: Eukaryota; Metazoa; Chordata; Mammalia; Artiodactyla; Cervidae
Source: the annotation of a GenBank genome assembly